AUGCGGACUUUCCUUCUUCUCUGUCUAGUCCUCGGGACGGCAACAGUAACGGCUGUGCCGACUAGCUUUGGGUACGGCUACGCGCACAAGGUCAAAGCGUCAGGACUCCCCCUUUACGCCGACUUGGGCACCUACGGCCACGGUGGCUUAUUUAUGGGCAAAUACGGUUCUAGUGGAAUUGGCCUCUACAAGAACCUCUACGGUAAUGGGUACUAUGGCGUCCACGGCUUGUGGCAGCAUGCAGGAGGGAAAAUACUGUACCCUAAACUCGGAGGUAUUGGUAUCCAUGGGAAGAAUCUAGGUCCAUAUGGAUACAAGCCCCUUGGACUGUGGGCUGGUAAAGGGUCCAUAAUGUAUGGCGGUUAUGGACACACCAAUGGUCUGUUGUCUGGUCACUAUGGUCAACUCUCUAACUUGGACCAUGGAGCGAUAUUUGGAGGCUUUGGAGUUCCCUAUGGCGGUAUAGGGAGGGGGAACCUGCUCCACGGCUUUGGAAUUGUCAAAAAAGGUCAUGCAUUCGGUGGUUCUGUGGCGUACUACUAG
Molecule: messenger RNA, 543 nt
Organism: Haliotis rubra (blacklip abalone)
Lineage: Eukaryota; Metazoa; Mollusca; Gastropoda; Lepetellida; Haliotidae
Product: shematrin-like protein 2
Exons: 2
Coding region: 1-543 (180 amino acids)
Source: RefSeq, a predicted model, not a curated record